Lactuca virosa is the source of this 1044-nucleotide messenger RNA. The record is from the annotation of a GenBank genome assembly. Lineage: Eukaryota; Viridiplantae; Streptophyta; Magnoliopsida; Asterales; Asteraceae.
AUGGUUCAGUAUCAUGUCAAUAAGGUCAAGUCUGGAUUGAAUAACAUGAUCGUGGUCUUCAUAGCAACAAUUUAUGAUAACCAUAAAAACAUUGUACACUUGGCGUUUGAAAUGGUUGAGAAGAUAGUGCAAGAUUAUUUCUUGUUGUGUACUGAAGAAUUGGCUACAAUAGAUACUGGAUCAGCUGCAUACAAAAUUCUCAUGGAGCUUCUAGUAACAAUUGAUGUGGGUAGAAAAGCAUUAGCCAAGAACAUCACAAAAAUUAUACCAUAUUUUAGAUAUGUUGAAACAGAUAGAAAGACUCAAUGGCAUGAAUCUAUUGCUAUAAAACAAGUAUCAAAUCUCAUUAUGGAAGAAGGUGCGGAUCGUGUUCUUGCUUGUGAUUUUCAUUCUGGGCAGUCAAUGGGUUAUUUUGAUAUUUCAGUUAACCAUGUUUACUGUCAGCAUGCUAUUCUUGAUUAUCUUGCCAGCAAGUCAAUUUGCUCAAAUGAUUUGGUAAUGUUGUUGCCUGAUGUUGGUGGAGUGGCUAGGGCGAGUGCUUUUGCCAAAAAGUUAUCUAAUGUAUCUUUGGCAAUUAAUAAAAAAAAGGAUUGCAGACGCAAUGUGGCUGAGAUGAUGAACUUAACUGGUGGAAAUGUUUCUAUAUUGUGUGACAUGAUUAACAAUGUUGGAACUAUUUCUAAGGGUGCAACUACUAAAAUUUGGCCAGGGAAAGAAGGUACUAACUCCUUAGCCAUGGAAAAGCAAAGUAUAAGGACGAACGUGCAGUUCCUAGAGAAGUUUGGAGUUGAGGGAUGGUAUUUUCAAGCGGUGAAGGUACGAAGAGGAAAGAAUCAAGAUGAAGAUGAAGAGCUAAAGAAUGUGCAUAUUGGCAAUGUUGAGACUACUGAUGUGGCUUGCAAGGCUGAUGAGGAAGCUGUUAAGAGGAUCAUGGGGGAAAUGGAGCAAAUAGAUGGAAUAUAUGUGGUGAUUGUUAUGGUUGUUGCAGAUCAUGGUAAGGCUAAGGGCAAGAAGAAGAAGCCACCUGAGAGAAUUUGGGUGUGA